Molecule: messenger RNA, 2064 nt
Organism: Naegleria fowleri
Lineage: Eukaryota; Heterolobosea; Eutetramitea; Acrasida; Naegleriidae
Exons: 2
Coding region: 1-2064 (687 amino acids)
Molecular function (GO): protein binding
Source: RefSeq, a predicted model, not a curated record
AUGUCCACCCGUUCUUCAGGCUCUGGUUCUAGUUCUGGAACAGCAAGACCCAAAAUCGGAGUCAAAGACGAAGACUUUUAUCCCACUUCUCAAUGGAACGCUUUCAAACAAACCUUCUCAAGUCUCGCCAAAGCAGCAAAGAAGAAGACCACCACAAAAUCCGGAACACUUACGGUCAAAUCAUCCUCUGCUCUUUCAAAGGCUUCAUCCGGUGGUGGUGGUAGAAAUUCAUUACCUCAUGCGUUAUUACCUUCUCAGCAAGAGAGUUGUUCGACACCCACGAGUCCAGUCACAGCAACGACGACGACCAUACAUUCUGGACAUUUUCAUCACUACAACACUCAAGGUGUUUCAACAGGUGAUUUAGAAGGAACGUUGCAGAGAAAUCUUUCAAUUUCGAGUAUUGAUGAGGAGGUGCUGUCAUCAUCGAAGAGUUCACACGGAAAUACCACUCCACGAGAAUUCAAUAACAAUGAUAGUGCUGCUGCUGUCAAUGUAUCAUCACAGAUGAUUGUUGAUGAUAACAAUGAUGUACUUUCAACAGCUUCUUCAUCGGGUGAGAGUGGAGUCGUGUUGGAAAGUGCUGGAUCACAACAACAAAAAUCCGAAUUGCAAGCAGUGAUGAAUUCAACAGCAAUAUCCUCAACGGUCUUUGAAGAUUCUCCAACAGUUGGCACUCCAGUUUCAUUUGUGACUAACGAAGAGACGGAUGCUGCAGCCACUCCAGCCGCAAAUGAAGACAUGUAUCAAGACAAUGAACCUGUCAACACAGCAGAGGAUUCACUGUAUGCUAGUAUCACGGAAUUGAAUCAAAUCAAACCUUCCAUGAUGUAUCAUUAUAUUUUAUACAAAUUUGUGAAAAAUCCUGAAUAUGAUGAUCAUACGAGCUCAGAUAAAUUUGAAGAAUUUGUCACACAAUACAGUGAAAUGUGUGCCAAAGCGAAAUCAGAGUCCACAGAAGGAAUGCAAGAAUUUUAUUCAUGGACGGACAAGGAAAUUAGAAAAUUGAGAGACAAGGAAAAACCUCGAUCAUUCCUCAUCCAUCAAGCUGCAAAAUAUGAUCGAUCUUCCUUAAUUUUCGUUCUAGUAUCAAAAUACAAGUGUAAUAUAGCUGCUCCUGAUGAAUUUGAAUCGUCACCACUUCAUUGGGCUUGCAGUCACAGAGCAACUGAAGCCAUAAGCAUUCUUUGCCAAUUGAAAGCUAAAAUUAAUGUUCGAGACAAGUAUGGAAAGAGUCCAUUACAAUUAUUGAUUACAAGAGCUUGUCAAGAUGAAGAAGUUGGAGAUUUAGAAAGUGCCAGAAAAUGUUUCAAAGCUGCAAAAACCAUGUGCAGCAUGUUCGAAGGAGACUAUAACUUUAAAACAAGCGAUUCAAGCACUGUGUUACAUAUUGCAUGUGAAUUAGGCAAAAUUGAAACUGUGAAAUUCCUAGUGAGCGAAUCUGCUGAAGCUUCCAACAGUUCAUCGACUGCCAUUGCCUCACAAACAGGAAAUAAGGUCCUAUUGAAUGCAAAGGACAAAUUUGGAAGAACUCCAAUCAUGAGAGCUGCUGCCAAUGGACAUUUAAAUAUUGUCGAAUACAUUCUAUUGAAUACAAAUCCAGCAGUCGUAUUCGGACCCACUUCAAGAGAUGACAAGAAACAAAAUAUUCUUCAUCAUGCUGCCACUCAAGGAACAGAUCCUCUCAUUAACAGACUUGCCUUUUUAAAUCCAAGUGCUUGUGCUUCCAUGAUGAAAGAACAAGAUGCUCUAGGAAAUACUCCACUUCACUUGGCUGUACAAAAUGGAAAUGUGAAAACAGUGAAUUUAUUAUUGACACUUCUUCAUAAGGAUAGUAUGAAUGUUCAAAACGAGAAGGGAGAAACUCCUCUUCAUUUAGCUUGUAAACACAAAGAAAAGAAUAUUGCUGAGAAAUUAUGUGGAUAUUUGUAUCAAAGUGGAGCCAAUCCAUCUACAAAAGACAAGAUUGGACAAACACCAAAACAAUUGGCAACCGAUAAUGAUUUACAAGUAAGCUUUGUGAAGAAAAAAGAAGUAAAUUUUGGAAUCAUUGUGUUCACAUGA